CCGGGCAGCCAGCAGAGGUACUCGGUGCUCAAGUACCUCUGUAUUACAGCUAGCUGGAACAGUUGGAGUACUUGUGUGACGCUGAGCUGUUGAGAGCGACUGUCUUGCCAUUUAACGAAAGCUCGGUUGUCAUCGUCGGCGUGAUGGAAGUGGACAAAAUGGACGAAGACGACUGGAAGUAUCACGGUGAAGGAAACAAGAGCCUGGUCGUGUCACACGUACAGCUUUCUAGAGUUCUGCGUCUUCUCAAGUAUCCAGCCGAGGAUUCUGAAAACCCACCACAGACACCAGAGCAAGCCUUCAGGCAGCUCCAGAACAUUGUUGACUUCAGCUCCAAUGUGAUGAGCAGUCUUCUCGGAGAGAAGUUUAUCCACAGUGGGGAAGUGGUCAAACUGCCACUAGAGUUUGUACGACAGCUGUCAAUCAAAGUUCAGCAUCAUAGACCAGCGUGGCGCUGUGACAAGGUGAUGGAUAUCUACAGUGGCUGUGCUCUCUGUCUGCCCAACCUAACAUCUCCUGUUUUACACCAGCCAACACACACUGCUCCACUGUGCAUCGAGAUCAAGCCCAAGUGUGGUUUCCUGCCAUCCUCCAAACAUGUCAGCAAAGACAUCAAGACCAAAGUGUGUCGCUUCUGCAUGCACCAACACUACAAGGUUGCCAGUGGAAAAUGGAAGAGACGCAGCCUGUACUGUCCUCUGGACCUGUUCUCAGGGAACAGACAGAGAAUGUACUUUGCUGUCAGGCACCUCAUAGAAGAACCACAGAACAACUUCAAAAUUUUUAAGGGCGGUCAGUGUAUUUACAGUAGUAAGGAGGGCAGUGAUGACUCACCGGACCUGAAUUCCCUUCUGCAUCAUCUCAGACCUUACUUCAUGUUCGGAAACAACAGAAUCAACAGUCACAUGUCUGGCAAGGCUGUAAUGAAUGACUUUAUCCAGGUCCUGGUGAAUGCCCUGCUGAGAGGUGGAGGAGGAGACAGCGGGGUAGUGACAGAUAGACGUGGAGAAGGCCGUAGCUUCUGUGAAGCCAGUUUUUUCAACAAAGAGAGGAUUCGCCACGGCUCUCAGGGUUUACCCAGCAGCAGUGUUUUGUUCAGGAUCCUUCAGACUCAGAUGUUGGACACAUUGGACAUUGAAGGACUUAAUCCUUUGUACCGUCGAGUGGAGCAACAUCUGCAGGAUUUCCCUAAGGAGAGAACUCGUCUUCAGAUGGAUGGGCCGUACAACGAGGCCUUCCUGGAGAAGCUACAGAAAUGUCCGACCGAGGACGAUGGCUCCGUGGAGUACGCUGUUGCCAAGGUCCAUCAGUAUCGUGUUGCCAUGACAGCCAAGGACUGCUCCAUCAUGGUGGCUCUGGUGCCCAGCACUGAGGAAGAGGUGGACGAUGAAAGUGUCUCCAGUCAGAGAUGGCUCAGAGAUUUCCUCUCCAGACCUCCUGCUUUCUCCUCUUUGGUCUCCAUUUUGGAUCUGGAUCCAAAGCCAUUUGACAGCAUCCCCCGCCAGUUGCGGCUGGACCAGAACAUUGUCUCCUGCUACUUGAGGACUGGUGGUGCUGUGCCAAAGGGCUCUCUGCCUCCAGUGCCGGGCAUCUUCAUGGCUGCUGAGAGAGAAGACUGCACACUUCUCUUCCACCCUGUGUGAAGGCACAAGCUGAGUGUCACCAUGCUGAUGCCUCAACGAGAGAGGAGGGAUGCCAUGUUGUUUCCAGAGGUCUGGAAACUUCAGACCAGGGCUGUUUAUUCACUGCAGCACUUUCUCCUCCCCAAUCAUCUCAUGUUGACAGGUAUCAUCCUCUGCUGCUCAGCAAAAAGUAAAAAAAAAAAAAAAGAAAAUCUCCAGAAGUCGCAUAUAAAUCACCAGACAUUUAAACGACUUCCAGAUUAUUUUGUUACUCGUUUUUUCAGUUUAAAAUGUUGUUGUGGCCCAACAUCUCUUCUAUCUGGAUGUGAAUCACAACGCUCUGAUCUGUCACAUUUUAUUUACAUUAGCAAACAACUUGCAGGAAGAACGUUUCUUUUAUUUGGUGAUAGAAGGGGGAGAUUAAAGAGAAGGCUCACAAUCGUAAUUGUACAUGAGUGAUGUAGGAAGUAGGAAUAUAUCUGUGGAAAAAGCACAUUCCACAAUUUAUCUGAAGCUUCAUUAACUUCAGAUAUUCUCAGUUGCACAAACAAAGCUUGAUGUGUUAAGCGAAGUCUUUUCGGUACAAAAUUCAGCUCUUGAUAGAUCUCCUCUGACACUGCAAGACUUAAACAGGAAAUUUAGAUAAAUGUUGGCGGACACCAGGUCUAAUGACAAAUGACGGGUUAAAGAAGAGACCUUUUCUUUUUUCAUAAAUUUCCACCUUUUCGUUACUGAAAGCCUGAAGUGUGGUGGAGUGAUCGUAACGGAAUUUUGUACAAAAAAGUGCAAACAACAAUAUCCAUGUGGUUAGACUUGACACACACACACACCGCUGAAUUGUCAAACUAGAUAAUUGACAGUGUAGAUAAUUAAGGCAAGCAAAACAAUGCAUUGAUGUCCAUAUGGACAACUGAGGAUUGUGAACCUUUCCUUUAAGCAGUCUCUGACUCCCCAUUCCCCAGAAAAAAGUGUGAUGGAGAGAAAUUUAAGUUGUUCAACUGUCAAGUACAUAUGAUGUCAUUUCCUGAAUGUUGGCGAGUGGGCCACAUUUUGUCCACUUCAGCAUCAGGAAGUUAACAGAAGCACUAGUUACCAUGGCGACAGUCACAGAAGAGUGAAGCAAACAUGGUGGAUCUUAUUGCCAAACAGCCUCAGCUGAUUUAUGGGUUUGUCAGACUCAUAAUUCUUUGCUUUUAUUUGAUGUCAUAGGUUUUCAGUUCAACCCGUCACAGCUGAUCAGUGAGACCUGUUCUCCUGCUCUUAAAUUGUCAGAUAAUUGAAUAGAACGGUUUUGAACAAUUGUUCAGACGAAGCAGAAGACAUUUCUGCAGGCAUGGAGAAAUUGUAAACUUUGUUUUAAAAUAUUUCAUACACUAAAGAGAAUUAAUUUUGUUAAGUGUGGAAAUAAUCUGAUUUAUUGAUAUAUAAACUAAUCAUUAGUUGCAGCCCUAAAUAAGAUGAGGUGAUGCAGCAACCAGUGACCACUCACCUGCGCUUCUGCUGCUGGUGGUGGUGGUGGUAGGUUUAAGAGUUUUCUUGUCACAUGCUUGUGUUAAAGGUCAAUGGAGGAAAAUUAAGUGUUCUGAAAGUGUCAGUUUAACUUGCAUUUAUUCUCAUCAAAUAAGUCUGGUUACAUUUUGUCUUCACGUACACUGGUGAAUGGAGUUUGUUAAUACCAUGCAUCUCCACUGUGUGGUGAGGUUGAAGAGAUGAGACCCAGGCCAUUUAAUCAGUGGCACAAUUGUAAUCAACAGCUUUGUGUUUUAGACACUCCACUCCACAAAAUGCAGUAUAGCUGAACGCAUCUCUUAAACUGUUAAAAUUUGGGCUGUCACAGGACUGAUAUUUUUUUUUCUUACCAAACAAAUUUGUAAAAUGUUUGCUAUCGUAGUUAACACAAGCUACACCGAGUAGAAAAAUGGACCAUUUCAAAAGAAGCUAGUUAUCGUCAUCUGUGAUGAAUGUUAUAAAACGGUCAAAGCUGAGCAGAAUGCACAUGUGUUGCCACCAGCAAACCAAACCUGUCUGACAACACACAACAAAAACCACCACUAAAAGCUGGAAAAAAUGUGGAGGAAAAUAUAGUUACAGUACUGAACCACAGACAUUUUUUCUGAUUUUGUGUUCGUGCAGUGGGCGUGAUAACAUGAUGUAAACCACUGUAUUGCAAUAAUUGUGACAGCCCUAGUUUAAAAUAAUGUUUUAACAAUUUUUUUUUUUUUAAUUGGGGCCUCUGAAAUCUCACCAUCCUGGUAAAGAAAGUUCAGUAUUCUAACUUACUUUGUGUCAAGGCCAGAGUUGAUGACAAACUGCAUCACCUUCAUCUGUAGACUGAUUUCUCUGCCCAGUAACGGUAACAGUGCAUCCCUUUUUAUUCUUUAAAAAAAAAAGGGUUAAUAAUGAUGAAAUUAUUAUUUUUGAACUGAAUACUAAUGUGACUGUAUGCUUGUAGAGCAGAGUGAAGCAGAGGAAUAACAUGAGCAAGGGUUGCUGGGAAUCGUAGUGCUGUCGUCAUCAGCUUAAUGCUGCUGCUGCUGCUCUGCUGCUGGUGUUGUGCCAUAAGUGGCUUGUUGUGUGUUUGUCAACGUGCCUAAAUGUUCUGGUAGGAGUGGAGGACAGAGGAUGCUGGUGUGUGUUAGUGUUUGUGUGUUGGUGAAACUCACUUUGUUACAGGCUGCGUUCACAGCUGAGAUAUGAGACGAUCUGCGUAGAAUGGCAUCACACCAGAUUUGGGUUUUGUUGUAGACGCAGCCUUGAACUCUCGUGACCUUGAAUUCCUGAUGAUCUGAACAGAAGCUCAAAGAUUUGAUCAUUUCAAGAGCACUUGUUGGGUUUCUGAGGACGGUGAUGUCACCUAGAGGUGACAGUGAAACAUAGUAGUUUGUCUUCAUCAGCCAAUGAUUGUUUAUUGAUGGGUUUCUUUUGUGGACUUUUGCGUCUUUUCAGAAUUUCUUCUAGUUGUCUGGUAGAAACCAUGUGACCUGUGACCUCAUCGUCCUCUUCUGCCUGAAGCGCUCAUGAAGGCUUUUAAUGAACUGGUAACACUUGACUUAAAGUUCCCGUGUUUACAUUGUCCACUCUCUAGCCUCCAUGACCUCCAUGCCAAUCAAAUGUAUGCCUUGGACGUAGAAAAAAUUAUGAAGUUUAAAAUAAUGACCUUUGUCACACUUUGACACUGACUGACUUGUAACCACCACAUUUCAGGGUUUGAGGAGUGAAAGGCUGGAAAGUGAACAGUCGUGAACUGAACCAACCACUGAUCGUUCCAAUGGUUAAAACUGAGGAUGGACAGGCAGCAUGAGGAGGCAGCAGAGGCUCAUGGGAGUUGAAUGGGCUCUGAGUGAGACACUUGAGGUCUGGACACAUUUAAAUGGCAGCUGUUUGAUGUUAACAUGACUGUUUUGGUUGAUUUUUGAAACUUGAAUUGGAUCAAACACAAGGCCCAUGUGACGCAGAGCUGCGUUUAUUUCAUGUGGGAUGAAUUCCCAUGUUUAUAAUUUGAGAGGGUUCACUGUGGAGCGUUAAUUAUACUGUGCUUUAACAAUAAAACACUAAUCAACAAACGCUUUUAUUUAUCUUUAAGGACAGGACUUGGCCUCGAGGCCUAUGUAUUUAUGUGAAGUUGGCAUUUUUUUUGUAUAUCCGAAUAAAGUUUGUAUCUUUAUAAACUGUUCUAUAGUGUAAGUAGAAAACUAGGGCUGCGUUACAUCUCUACAUUGAAGAAAUUAAAAUGUUGCAGGAUCAUUUGGACAAAUGCCAAGAAUUAUAAAGUAAAAAAAAAAAAAUAUUAAAAUAAUCAGCUUUGCAAGAAGCUUCUAUGUUGCCAUGGUUGUGUCAAUGAUCCACAUGUGAUAAACAUUUUAAUCACUGACAAUCUUUUAAAAACCCUGCUUGUUUGAGUUAAGUUGUUGUGGAAGUAUUUUACAACAUUACCAAAGAUUUUUCCAGCAUUCUUAAAGAAAAAUAUUUUUUCUACUCUAAACAAGUUUUUUUUUAAAGCCCUUUUCAUAAUCCACAAAACAGCCGAAUAUGAGUGGAAAUAUUAAGUAUUGGAAAAUAACAUUGAGCUUGUGUUGUUUCAUUUUCAAUUCAAAGUCAACUAAAUGGAAAACAAGACGUUUGUGUGUGUUUUGACUUUGGUUGAAGGUUGUCUGGUCUUCACCAGAUAUGAAGAGUCACUAAAAACAACUUCCAGGGGAUUCACAUGAUUGUCAGUGAUUUAAAGGGAUGAUGAUACUAAAACACAAAUAGCAACCUUUUCAUUAUAUUUAUAAAAAUUUUGUCCAGACCUCUGUCCACGCAGAGACGUGAAGCUGCGACAGGUGAGCUGUCGUCUGAUUGGCUGGGUUGUCUCUGCCUCCACCUGCUACCUGAGUGUCUACCUGCAGAAACAUCACAGCACUGUGAUCGUACCUACAAACUCCUGAUAACUGCGUGCAUGUGUGUGUGUAAAUAGCUGAGAGAAGAGAACUAUUUGAGAAUACAAAGGCAUCACUGCUGUUUGGCAUUUUGUAUUUAAAUUAUUUAUUUUUGUAGAUUUUGACCAAUGAGCUCUGCUGUUACAGCCGUCACAGUCGUGCUCUUUCUAUUGAAUAAAGAUUUCUAAGAGACUAAACCAA
This is a messenger RNA of Solea solea (common sole), 6241 nucleotides long. RefSeq names its product inositol 1,3,4,5,6-pentakisphosphate 2-kinase (gene ippk). Gene Ontology annotation, biological process: inositol phosphate biosynthetic process. The record is from RefSeq and is a predicted model, not a curated record. The transcript is spliced from 14 exons. Gene Ontology annotation, cellular component: nucleus. Gene Ontology annotation, molecular function: ATP binding; inositol-1,3,4,5,6-pentakisphosphate 2-kinase activity. Bases 144 to 1643 code for a protein of 499 amino acids. Lineage: Eukaryota; Metazoa; Chordata; Actinopteri; Pleuronectiformes; Soleidae.